AUGGUUGCAAGUUGCAAGGAUCAGAAGAAAGCGGUUGCUAUAUGUUUGCAACGGUCACCAUGCGUUAUGAUAGAAAGGCAUACGCCACAGGAAUGUUUUGAGGAUCCUAAUCUGAAUAAAGAUUUACCUGAGUUAUGUAUUGCACAAAUGAAGGCAUUUUUGGACUGUAAAAGUGGCAUGUUUGAUAUGACGAAACGGAUGAGAGGUAAUGCACCACUUUCUACAGGAAAAUACGACCAAGAAUACGAAAACUUAUGCAAAGGAAAGUUUGACCCCAAACAAGAGAUGCAUAAACUUGAAGUGCUCAAUAGUGAGCAGAAGAAUUGA
Messenger RNA from Kazachstania africana CBS 2517, 327 nucleotides. It is a transcript of the gene PET191, whose product is annotated as Pet191p. The record is from RefSeq and is a predicted model, not a curated record. The transcript has a single exon. NCBI's taxonomy places the organism in Eukaryota, Fungi, Ascomycota, Saccharomycetes, Saccharomycetales, Saccharomycetaceae. Gene Ontology annotation, biological process: mitochondrial respiratory chain complex IV assembly. The coding region runs from base 1 to 327 and encodes 108 amino acids. Gene Ontology annotation, cellular component: mitochondrion.